Messenger RNA from Effrenium voratum, 450 nucleotides. The record is from the annotation of a GenBank genome assembly. Lineage: Eukaryota; Dinophyceae; Suessiales; Symbiodiniaceae.
AUGCAGUAUGAUGUGGUAACUACUGUGCCGAUUACCGCCAAGAUGGCUUCCACUACCCAUGAGCGAUGUCCCACUUCCUUCAGCGAGGGCUUGGAACUGCGGGAGUACUAUGCUGCAGCCUGCGGACAUUGCCAAGACUUGGCGCCUGCAUGGCGCAAAGCCGCCUCCGACUACUCAGGGCCGGUUGCCUUCCGCCAGAUCGAGUGUAACGACAAGGAUUGGAAACCGGUCGAGGACAACAAGGAUUUGUGCAAGGACAUCGAGGCUUUCCCGAGUAUAAAGCUUUUCAAGGACGGCGAAGAGGUGACAAGUUAUGAAGGUAGCCGCACGGCAGAGGAUUUGGUGCACUUCGCAAAGCAGAAUGAGAAGUUGGCUGAGCAGAGCAUGCCCGCAGUGGUCUUUUUGGCGCAGCGCGGUGCUCCCAAGAUGCGGCGCAGAGACUUUCUGUGA